UUUAAAAAAAUAAAGUCACGUUGUAAACAACUGUAAAUCCACAGUUGUGAAAUAUGAAGGCAUUCUGCAACAGAAUUCACAAUUAAGAAAAAAAUCAUAGUCAGAAUUACUUUGAAUUGUUUUACUUUAUGAAACUGGUCUUCAAUAAUGCUUUUUGAAAAUUCUUUGGUAAAAAAAUGUUUCAAAUUUCCUACUCCACUUGUUGAGCUAAUUGUCAUGUCAUAAAUAAGCAAACCAUGAUCAUUUAAAGCUGUCUCUGCACAUUAAACUGGGAUAAGAGAAUAAAUAUUAAAUCAGCCUUUGGAGGAAGGUGACUUUUCUAAAAUAAGAAAACAUGUUGCUUACAGAAGGUUUGAAAAUCACAAUGAGUGCCUGGCAAAAGCCUUUGAGCAUGUGUUGGGCAGAAGUCAGUUGCAUUAUUACAGCCAUCAAUCAUCACUGGUGUAUAAAAAUAGGUGCAGGUGGCAAAAUAGCAUAAACUGGCAAUGCCCUGUCAUGCUGACUGGCCGCUGUCACCGUCUCUCUAAAAUAAGCUUGAGCACAAUUCACUGCUCAGAGAAAAUCAGGGUUUCAGUAGAGCUUCUGCUGUUCUCUUCUCCCUCCCUAGACUUGAAAGAUGUUAUGAACUAUUAUACAAAACAGGUAUUUUCUGACAGGAUCUGGCGUCUGGGCCUGGAUAUGAUAUUUCUGGCAUGGAGUGAUCUUAACACAAUCCUCAGGAACUGAAGAUGAAUAGAAAACAAGAGGUCAGACAAAAUGAGAUAAAUGAAGAAGAAGAGAAAAGGUGGGACAAAGUAGAGCCUUCUGAAGAGAUAAAAACAGAUACAGAGUUACCGGAGGAGUACUAUCAUGGGCUUGAGGAUCUACCCUGGAACCUGAACUCACUGGAGCAGUUACUGUACAUCAGCCUGCCAACAUGGAUACAAAGAGCUUUGCUUUGCAACUUAGCUGAGCAGUUUGGCAUCUGGACUUUUCAUAACAACAUCCUGCCGUGUCGUCUCAUAUCUUACACCCUACUGCCGUACACUCUGCCUGCUACAGCUGUCAUCUCAUUCAUCUAUAGAUUUCUGUACUGGGUGAAGAAAAUUCCCCACAAGGUUCUGAACACAUGCAAGGAAUUCAAACAGGAAGUGAUCGCACAUCUGCGAUUAGUCUUUGCGCACUUAAGAGGACUUCUGUCGAACAGAUCCCUGCUUUUGCAAGUUCCAGCUUUGCUCCCCACACUUGCUCUGUUUCUUGCACCCUGGUCCUGUUUCGCAUCUCUUCCUUUUGCUUUCCUUCCCUGUUCCUCUUUUCCUUUACUUUCUCUUGCUUUGCGUUUUCUGCCACGCCGUCUCUCCACUUCAACAUCAAAUAACCAGCCGGAGUGCAGGAGCCAGACUCAGCCUCUCUGGUCUAGACAACGAUCUCUCUUCUGCUUCCAGCUGACCGGAUCCGGUGGCUUCUGCAAGAAGUCAGAUAACAUACUGACAGAUGCAGAGCCACUAUCUUCUGCCUUUCUCCUGCAGCUCAACUUAGAGUUAGAAAUGGACAGCCAUCCUGAACCACGACAGUUUCAGAAGGACACACCAGAUUGUGAGGGAAGUUUAUUACUAAACACAGAAGUAGAUGAGAAUCUAUCUUCUCCUUUUAUUUCUUACAUGGAUGUACAAGAGGAAGACUGAAUGACUGUAUUAUAUUGCAAAUUUAUUGCAAAAGAAAUAAAAACGAGAAAUGUUGCUUUGGGAAUGAACUGAAAAUAAGUACUAAAAUUACUAAAACAAAAGCUACAUAGAAAUAAUAAAAACGAAAAAAGAAAAUGACAAGCACAUAAUGACAGAAUUACUAAAUGUUUAGUAAAAAUG
This is a messenger RNA of Labeo rohita (rohu), 1844 nucleotides long. RefSeq lists its product as uncharacterized. NCBI's taxonomy places the organism in Eukaryota, Metazoa, Chordata, Actinopteri, Cypriniformes, Cyprinidae. Bases 729 to 1664 code for a protein of 311 amino acids. The record is from RefSeq and is a predicted model, not a curated record. The transcript is spliced from 5 exons.